ACCGUCGCGGCGGCGGAGAGACUCGGCCUGGUCACGUGACCCCGUCCCAGCUUUGCACAGGGAUGGAGCCGGAAGAGGGGACGCCCCUGUGGCGGCUGCAGAAGCUGCCCCCAGAGCGGGGCGCACAGCUAUUUCACAAAAUAAUUGAUGGCUUCUGUGGUCGAGCUUAUCCUCUCUACCAGGACUACCACAGUGUUUGGGAUUCAACAGAAUGGAUGAAUGUUUUAGAAGAUGUUACCAAAUUUUUUAAAGCUCUAGUUGGUAAAAAUUUAUCUGAUGAAGAGACACUUCAGCAAUUGAAUCAUUUGAAUUCAUCUCAUCAAGAAGCCAUCAUGAAAUGCUUGAAAAGUAGGAAAAAUGAAAUCAAGCAAGUUCUUUUAAGAGAAAUAGUUGAUAUUUCUUCUGCACAGUUACAGGAUUUUGAUUGGCAGUUAAAGCUUGCACUUUCUAGCGACAAGAUUGCUACUUUACAAAUGCCACUCUUAAACCUUCAUCUAGAUGUAAAAGAAAAUGGUGAAGUAAAGCCAUAUUCGGUUGAAAUGAGUAAAGAAGAGCUGCAGAAUCUAAUAAAUUCCUUGGAAGCAGCUAAUAAGGUGGUCCUGCAGUUGAAAUAACAGGAAAUAAUGGCUACCAAAGCCAUCAGAUGUCACUGCAACACUUGAUAUGGGAGAGUGAAUGCUGUGUGUUCAAGACCCCUGAGAUGUAUUGACUCUACAUCAGGCUGAGAGGGCAGCAGAGCCGAGAUUUGAAAGAUAAAAGUCUACCAGCCUCCCUAAGGAACAGGAAAUUACUUGGUAGAUAGGAAAUAGACAAAAUGAAAGAUGAAAAAGAUGUAGUUGCAGUUUAUAUUUUCAUAAUGAUUGUUUUGUCUCGUUUAUUAAAUAUUUGAGAAAUUUGUGUAGAUAAAAUUUUAUUGAAAGGUAAAAAUAGCUUAUAAAGUAAUGUAAACAUGCAGAAGCACAAACAUACUUGAAUAUUGCUUAAAAAUUAUGUGACUAGAAAAGACAUGUAUUAUGGAUAUAUAAUUAAUUUGUGAUAUUUAAGAAUAACUUUUAAAAACAAUGUAUAAGCUGCAUUUAUAACUCAGGAGAUUUCAUAUCUUUCUCAUAUUUCAAAGAAAAGAUUAUAAAAUAUAAAGUUUCUUAGAGAAAGGGUCUUUAUCAGACAUGAAAAAACAAAAUAAUUCAAAAUUUAUGUGAGUUUAUAGAUUCUAUGAAUUAAAUCUGGAACACACAGAAAUGAAAAUAACAUUACUAUUUCUGCAUUUCCAUGUCUGGUUGGGAGACUAUGUUCUGAUUAGAUGUCAUUGUGUAGUGUAUAUAUUGUUAUUGGGGUAUCAGGUAAGACUAUCUACAGGUCCUGUUUUGUUAUAAAUUCUUAAUAAUGAACUUAACACUUUUGGAUGUUACAAAUACAGUGGAAAACAGAAAAUUUUUAACCUCAGCUAACUUUAAAAAUAAGUAUUCUGAACAAAUAAAAAGUGUCAUGUUUCA
This is a messenger RNA of Marmota monax (woodchuck), 1493 nucleotides long. It is a transcript of the gene Commd8, whose product is annotated as COMM domain containing 8. The transcript has 5 exons. The record is from RefSeq and is a predicted model, not a curated record. Lineage: Eukaryota; Metazoa; Chordata; Mammalia; Rodentia; Sciuridae. Bases 63 to 614 code for a protein of 183 amino acids.